GUCUCACCUCACACCCCUCGUCAAGCCCAACUGAGCUGCUCCGUGUAUCUCCUGGUCUCCUUCCCUCAGACCUCAUCUCUCCGUUAGCUAGCAGACCCAGAAGACGUGUAGACCAGCAGCCCAAUGGAGCAGACAGUGGUGCUGAUCACAGGAUGCUCCUCGGGGAUAGGCCUCAGUCUGGCUGUCCGGCUGGCCUCGGACCCAGCGAAAAUGUACAAAGUCUAUGCCACCAUGAGGAAUCUUGCCAAGAAGGAGCGUCUGCUGGACUGUGUGAAGGGCCUGCACAAGGACACCCUGGACAUCCUCCAGAUGGACAUCACUGACCAGCGGUCCAUUCUGGAUGCCAGGGACAGGGUCAGGGAGAAGAGGGUGAACAUUCUAGUGUGUAAUGCUGGUGUGGGGUUGAUGGGGCCGCUGGAGGCACAGUCCCUAGCCACCAUGAGGCAGAUCCUGGAGGUCAACCUCCUGGGCACCAUCAGCACCAUCCAGGCCUUCCUACCAGGGAUGAAGGCCCAGGGCCAUGGACGUAUCCUGGUCACUGGCAGCAUCGGUGGGCUACAGGGACUCCCCUUUAAUGAGGUGUACUGUGCCAGUAAGUUUGCAGUAGAGGGCGCCUGUGAGAGUCUGGCCAUUCUCCUGCAGCACUUCAACAUCCAUGUGAGUCUUAUUGAGUGCGGCCCUGUCAACACGGAUUUCCUGGACAACCUGCAGAGGGCAGAGCCAGGGGACUCUUCGCUGCAGCAGGUUGACGCCCACACACUCAGCCUCUAUGACACAUACCUGCAACACUGUGGGAUGGUGUUCCAGAAUGCAGCUCAGGACACAGAGGAUAUUGUGAAGGUACAAGGUAUUUCUGGAUGCCAUCCAGUCAUCGAACCCUGCAUUCAGAUACUACACCAACAAUGCCCUCAUUCCGCUCAGCAGCCCUAAGAUCUCAGCACUGGACGGGUCCCAGUACAUCAGAAAUAUGAGCAAGAUCAUCUUCUCAACCAAUGGGAAAGGGGAACAGAAAUAGCCAUCAAACUAUAUAAUAUAAUAUAACCCUUUACUUUAUACAAUCAGUACCAGUCAACAGUUUUAGAACACCUAUUCAAUCCAGGGUUUUUCUUUAUUUUGACUAUUUUCUACAUUGUAUAAUUAUAGUGAAGACAUCAAAACAAUGAAAUAACACAUAUGGAAUCAUGUAGUAACCAAAAGGUCUUAAACAAAUCAAAAUAUAUUUUAUUAUUGAGAUUCUUCAAAGUAGCCACCCUUUGCCUUGAUGACAGCUUUGCACACUCUUGGCAUUCUCUCAACCAGCUUCAUGAGGAAUGUUUUUCCAACAGUCUUGAAGGAGUUCCCACAUAUGCUGAGCACUUAUUGGCUGCUUUUCCUUCACUCAGCAGUCCAACUCAUCCCAAACCAUCUCAAUUGGGUUGAGAUCGGGUGAUUAUGGAGGCCAGGUCGUUUGGUGCAGCACUCCAUCAUUCAACUUGGUCAAAUAGCCCUUACACAGCCUGGAGGUGUGUUUUGGGUCAUAGUUCUGUUGAAAAAUAAAUGAUAGUCCCACUAAAUGCAAACCAGAUGGGAUAGCGUAUCGUUGCAGAAUGCUGUGGUAGCCAUGCUGGUUAAGUGUGUCUUGAAUUCUAAAUAAAUCACUGACAGUGUCACCAGCAAAGCACCCCCACACCAUCACAUCUCCUCCUCCAUGCUUCACGGAGGGAACCACACAUGCGGAGAUCAUCUGUUCACCUACUCUGUGUCUCACAAAGACACGGAGGUUGGAACCAAAAAUCGCAAAUUUGGACCCAUCAGACCAAAGGACAGAUUUCCACCAGUCUAAUGUCCAUUGCUCAUGUUUCUUGGCCCAAGCAAGUCUCUUCUUCUUAUUGGUGUCCUUUAGUAGGGGUUUCUUUGCAGCAAUUUGACAAUGAAGGCCUGAUUCACACAG
Messenger RNA from Salvelinus fontinalis (brook trout), 1930 nucleotides. Its product is annotated as estradiol 17-beta-dehydrogenase 1-like. Lineage: Eukaryota; Metazoa; Chordata; Actinopteri; Salmoniformes; Salmonidae. The record is from RefSeq and is a predicted model, not a curated record. Gene Ontology annotation, molecular function: estradiol 17-beta-dehydrogenase [NAD(P)+] activity. Gene Ontology annotation, cellular component: cytoplasm. The transcript is spliced from 6 exons. Gene Ontology annotation, biological process: estrogen biosynthetic process. Bases 124 to 930 code for a protein of 268 amino acids.